Messenger RNA from Cyprinodon tularosa, 3093 nucleotides. RefSeq names its product spire-type actin nucleation factor 1b (gene spire1b). The transcript has 17 exons. Lineage: Eukaryota; Metazoa; Chordata; Actinopteri; Cyprinodontiformes; Cyprinodontidae. Gene Ontology annotation, molecular function: actin binding. Gene Ontology annotation, cellular component: cytoplasmic vesicle membrane; cell cortex. The coding region runs from base 158 to 2551 and encodes 797 amino acids. Gene Ontology annotation, biological process: actin filament network formation; actin filament polymerization; actin nucleation. The record is from RefSeq and is a predicted model, not a curated record.
ACGUAAAUACGCCACCUACUGACGUCUGAUGGCAAACGGUUGGACGGGUGGGGAAACAAGCCCGGUGUUUGUAUCCCUGCUGCCCAGUGAAGAAAGGAAGCACCGAUGCCCCCAGAGCGCCUCCCUGCUUUCGGCCUGGACCUGAGAGAAUGAAAGGAUGGCGGAGCGGCGCUCCGGCGGAGAACACCGAGCGCUGACGGAGGCUGCGGUUCACCGGGGGGACCAGAAUGACGCGAUGAAUUCUGCCGAGGAUCUGUCUCUGGAGGAGAUACUGAGGCUCUACAGCCAGCCGGUGAAUGAGGAGCAGGCAUGGGCGGUGUGCUAUCAGUGCUGCCGGAGCCUGGAGAAGGCGCACCGGGGCGAAGGCGGCUCCGCUGCCGCAUCACCGCGGAGGAUCUGCGGACCGGAGGAUGUUAGAAUACAGAGAGACGGAUCGGUGAAGGUGGAUCAGCGCAGCAGCCAAGGUAAACUCAGCCCCUGCAUAACAACUGAGGUCAUUGAGUCUCUGGGCAUCAUGAUCUACAAGGCUCUGGACUACGGGCUGAAGGAGAAUGAGGAGAGGGAGCUUAGUCCUCCGCUGGAGCAGCUCAUUGAUCUUAUGACCAACUCAGCCGAAGCUGAGAAGGAAGCCUGCCUUGAUGAAGGCUAUGAGGCAACAGAAGAAGAAGACGAAACACAACAGGACUUUAACAGCAUCUCCAGAGUUCGUAGCUACAGAGAUAUCCUGAAGCUUUGCACGGCUCAUCUUCCCAGUGUGUCAGAUGCCCCAAGUCACUACCAAGCGGUCUGCCGAGCUCUCUACACAGAAACCAGGGAGCUACGCACUUUUCUGGAGAAGAUCAGGAGUGCCAAGGAAAACCUCAGAAAGAUGGAGGAGAAAACCUCGGUAGACGCAGUCCGAGACCUGAACGAGCUGCAGAAUGCGGACUGGGCCCGGUUCUGGGUUCAGGUCAUGAGGGACCUCCGUGAAGGAGUCAAGCUAAAAAAGGUGCAGGAGCGUCAGUACAACCCUCUGCCCAUCGAGUACGAGCUGACUCCUUAUGAAAUGCUGAUGGAUGACAUCAGGUCCAAACGCUACAAGCUGCGAAAAGUCAUGGUUAAGGGAGACAUCCCACCGAGGUUAAAGAAAAGUGCUCAUGAAGUUAUCCUGGAGUUCAUCAGAUCCAGACCUCCCCUUAAUCCUGUUUCAGCCCGUAAGCUGAAGCCUCAGGCUCAGCCUCCUCCCACCCUGCAUGAGCGAAUCCUGGAGGAGAUCAAGUCUGAGAGGAAACUUCGGCCAGUAUCCCCCGACGUCAUCCGCAGAGGAAGGCUGGGUUUUGGCAAAACUCGCAGUAUGCCUCAGGAUUUGUUCCGUACAGGAACAGAUGAGUUUAGUCCUUAUAUGGGCAGGAGGACGUCCAGUUCUCUGUCCCUGACCAAUGGAUCACAGUCUCCCAGAGUAGAACCAUCAGGUUCUCAGUCUGUCCCUCAGAGGAAGAAACUCCUGAAGGCUCCCAGUCUGGCUGAGCUGGACAGCUCCGACUCUGAUGACGAGCUGGUUGGACCCAUAUCAGCAAGCAGUAGUGUUGCAACAUCCCUGAUGGAUGAUACGUCCCCAGAGUCCGUGCUGGGAAAGAAAACCCCUCCCAUGUUCCUGCCCAUCUCCUCCACACCGCAGCCUGAGAGGCGUCAGACCCCCCAGAGGAGACACUCCAUCGAGAAGGAAACGCCCACCACUGUCCGGCAGUUCCAGCCUCCGUCCAAACAGAACUCCAAGUCUCUGGAGGAGUUUUGUUUCCCUGUGGAGUGUCUGUCUCUGACUGUGGAAGAAGUGAUGCACAUCCGGCAGGUGCUGGUGAAAGCAGAGCUUGAGAAAUUCCAACAGUACAAAGAAAUCUACAAUGCCAUGAAGAAGGGAAAGCUUUGCUUCUGCUGUAGAACCAAAAGGUUUUCCUUGUUCACCUGGUCCUAUACCUGCCAGUUCUGCAAAAAGCCUGUGUGCUCACAGUGCUGCAAAAAGAUGCGGCUUCCAUCCAAACCAUAUUCCAGUCUGCCUAUCUACUCCAUCGGCUCUACCAACACUCUGCCCAGAGACAGAAUAAUCUCCAUGGCUGCUGUCGGACAAGGACUCUCUGUGGCUGGAGGGCCAGGCCCGUCAAUGGCACCUAAAGAGGUUGCUCCAUCCCCAACUUUGAAAGGAGCUACCAAAGCAGCAUCUAAAGGAGCUGGAAAAGCUACAGGAGCAACAGUAGCUCCCAAAGCUGACAAACCACCCGGGAGCCAACAGCGCCACAGCAUUCAGAAGACCAUGUCCAAGCUUUCGAAGCAUGGCUCUUUAAAGUCUCAUGAAGAGCUGGAGCUUCCCCCAGAGCUAACAGAGGACUGGGCCACCAUGGAGGUGUGUGUGGAUUGCAAGAAGUUCAUCUCUGACAUAAUCGCCUCCAGCAAGCACAGCCUGUCCCUGGCCACGAAGAGGGCUCGCUUAAAACGCAAGACGCAGUCUUUCUACAUGUCGUCUCCGACAGGAGCAGAGAGCUACAGACCAUCUGAACGGACCAUCAAUGAAAUCUAAAACCCCUCCGUCUUACCGGGCGGUCCAAGUGACUCCCGCUGAAGUGUUUUCCUUUCCUCCUCAUCACAAUGACUGCAUGUUGCAGGACCACCAGUCUCCGUCAGUUCUUUACCCCAUCCCAGCCUUGUAUACAGUUGACUUUAACACAAAUAACCUGGAGGUGAAAGUGAACCUGACAUCUCACCACUGAUGGCACAACUGUGUUGUCCAGAUCAACUCAGAUUCAUUUUAAAGCACAAAUACGGAAGAGGAAUUCUCUCUUCAACUAAGAGAGACGCUCCAGAAAACACAGAACAUAGAGCUGUAUAUUUUAUAUGGGUUAUAAUUUAGUUUUUUACAUGUAUAUUUGGGUGUAUGUGUGUGUUCUGCACAGGACUGCUUCUAAAAGAAAAAAAGGAAAAGCCACCUACUAUUUUGGGAUUUGCUGAUGUUGCUCAGGAAGAUGUAUCCUCACUGCUGCUGUCAGCCCACCUGAGAGCGUUGUUCUGUCCUCUGAAGGAAAAAUGUGGAGGGAAAUUAAUUUUCUUUUUUUUUUUUGGAAA